Messenger RNA from Dipodomys ordii (Ord's kangaroo rat), 1761 nucleotides. It is a transcript of the gene Otop1, whose product is annotated as otopetrin 1. The transcript is spliced from 8 exons. Lineage: Eukaryota; Metazoa; Chordata; Mammalia; Rodentia; Heteromyidae. Gene Ontology annotation, molecular function: proton channel activity. Gene Ontology annotation, cellular component: membrane. The record is from RefSeq and is a predicted model, not a curated record. The coding region runs from base 1 to 1761 and encodes 586 amino acids. Gene Ontology annotation, biological process: inner ear morphogenesis; proton transmembrane transport.
AUGGACAGCGUUCUCCAGACAUGCGCUGUCGAGGGUCCCAAGUGCCUGAUGCAGGCUGACUUCUGGUCCCUGGGCACCUGUGUCAUCUCAACCCGGCCCCGGCCCCCCGGCCUGAUGCUGCCCCCCAGCCCGGCCCCGGCCCCCGGCACUUUCCCGAGCCUCUUGCGGAAGGUUCAACUGCUGCCCACUGGAAUCACGGAGAAAUUUCACGAGGGCUCCACGCUAAGCCAGGGGCAAGGGUGUCUCCCAGUCCAUUUGCGGGCAGGCCGACCCCGCGCCCAGCUUCCGGGACGCAGGGGUGCGGGCGCGUCCGCGGGAGCGCAGACUCGGGGGCCCCCGAGUGGCCCCUUCCACACAGGUACCAUCACGCUGUUUGCGGCUCUCACUGUCAUCCUGGGACUCUUCAAAAUCGGAUACUUCAUUGGGUUUUCAGAGUGUCUGUCCGCCACGGAGGGAGUCUUCCCUGUGACACACUCGGUCCACACUCUGUUACAGGUAUAUUUUCUUUGGGGACAUGCAAAGGACAUUAUCCAAUCUUUCAAAACUCUGGAAAGGUUUGGGGUGAUCCACUCCGUGUUCACCAACCUGCUGCUGUGGGCCAACAGCGUGCUGAACGAGUCCAAGCACCAGCUGAACGAGCACAAGGCGCGUCUGAUCACGCUGGGCUUCGGUAACAUCACCAUAGUUCUGGAUGACCACAGCCCCCAGUGCAACUGCACGCCCCCCGGCCUCUGCUCUGCCAUCGCCCACGGCAUCUAUUACCUGUACCCCUUCAACAUCGAGUACCAGAUCCUGGCCUCCACCAUGCUCUACGUCCUGUGGAAGAACAUCGGCCGCGAGGUGGACGGUGCCCAGCACCACAGGGUGCGGUUCAGGUUCAACGGGGUCCUGCCGGGCUCGGCGCUGGGCCUGGCCGUGCUGGCCGCCACCAUCGGCAUCGUGGCUGUCUACCUGGUCCACAUCGGGCGCUCCAAGAGCAAGAGCGAGUCGGCACUCACCAUGUUCUACCUGUACGCCAGCGCCCUGCUGCUGCUCAUGGCGGCUGCCGGCCUGGUGGGCAUCGGGAUUUACAGGCUGGACGAGAAGUCACUGGACGAGUCCAAGAGCCCAGCUCGCAAGCUGGACACUGACCUGCUGGUGGGCACCGCCUCAGGCUCCUGGCUCAUCUCCUGGGGCUCCAUCUUGGCCUUUGUCUGUGCUGAGACCUGCCCGCCCUACACCUGGUACAACCUGCCUUACGCCACACUGGUGAUCCUGGAGAAGUACAUCCAGAAUCUGUUCAUCAUCGAGUCGGUCCACCGUGAGCCCGAGGGCCGCGCCGAGGACAUCCGCACCCUCCGGGUGGUCACCGUCUGCAGUGGGGACGCCCCGGCCCCGGCCCCGGCAGGGGAGGCCAUGCCCCCGGGUGGGGACACGCCACAGACUACCAAUGGGAGCCUGUGUCUGCACCCCCGCUGCGGCAAAGAGGAGCAGGAGAGGAGAUGGGAGGGGGCCCCGGGCCCGGCCUGCCACCCCUGGCUCCUGCAGGGCCACUCCAAGAGAAGGACCCUCAGGAAUAUCACGGCCUUCCUCUUCUUUGGCAACAUUUCGCUGUGGAUCCCCCCUGCCUUUGGCUGUCGCCCCGAGUACGACAAUGGACUGGAAGAGAUCGUCUUUGGCUUUGAGCCCUGGAUCAUUGUGGUCAACCUGGCCAUGCCUUUCUCUAUCUUCUACCGAAUGCACGCAGCUGCCUCCCUCUUUGAGGUCUAUUGUAAGAUAUAG